AUGCCCCAUCCGCUCACCCUGUCUCCUCUGCCUGCAGCCUUUGUCUUCCUGGAGUCUUCACAGCCCUCGAGGACACACUGCCCCGUACACCCGGAGAUGGAUGCCGUGUACGAGCUAGCCCGUCAGAUGGACGUGGUCAUCAAGGACCUAAAGAGAUACCUGGAUAGGCACAGCUUGGAGACAUCUGAGGACAGCGACAGCUCCUGGACUACCGUCACGGCCAGUGAAGUUGAGUCCUGUUCAAGCGUCUCUCUGUCCCCUUCGAGAGCAGAUUCCCACAAUUCCAUCAUGGCGAGCGCAGCCAGCUCAUCUACAGAGGAGUCUCUGUCCCCUUUGAGUGGUGACUCCAGGACUAAAAUCACGGCGAGCGAUGUUGGCUGCUCUUCACGAGAGCCUCUCCCCACUCUUGUGGGUGGAGAAGACAUGGCUCACGCAUCCACUGCCCAGCUGGGCCUCGGGCAUCCCAGCACCGACCUGGAGGAGCAGCCUGGCCCGGCAACUCGCCCACCCUGCAGCGAGGAAGUGCUCAGCUGCCUCAAGGCCAGCAGCGUGCAGCAGCAACAGCGAGAUCUCGAGGUCCAGCUGGGUGCUCCCGUUCUGCCUCCAGAGGUGCCCGACGUCCACCCCAGGGAAACUGAGACACCUAUCGCACACCACAGAGGCCAGGACACCUUGGAGGGCCUCAUCCCAGAACCCAAACUGGAGCAGGAGCUGGGCCUGGCAGCCAAUGUGGAUGAGUCUCUGCAGGAUGUUCCAGCCGCAGCCCCGCCAUCACCUCGGCAACGAGAAGAGCGUGAUGUGAUGGUAGUUCCCAUCGUGCAGGACCUGCCUUUCCUGGAUGAGGCUGUGAAAAGGCAGCUGGAGCGUCACAUUGUAAAAAAGAAGAUCCAGAGACGCUAUGGGCUGCCAACCAGGGUGCUGGAAUACGAAAAGAGCUUUGAAGACCUCAUCCUAGGGCAAACAGCCCAGCAGCCUCCCGCUCCACAGAGGCACACUGGUCUGCCCUACCGCUCUCCCUUCCAGCGCUGGGACAGGCACGUUCGGACCAGGAAGACAGCAGGACAGCCCCCUGGCCCGCAGGAAGAGUCUGCAGGCCCUGUGGACACAUGGCCACGAGGGAUGCAGGCUCCAGUCCACUCUGGGCCAGCAGCGUUCCUGGGAGCGGCACGAGAGAUGCCCCUGGAGGACGGGGAGACACCCCCAUGCAAAAGGGAGCAUGGCGGAACAGACCGCAGCAGCAGCAAUAUCACAGCCAGCAGGGAGACCCUGCUGGUCACCCAUGGGAAGGAGAAGGUCCCUGGGACACAAGGCCAUGUGCACAGUCCAUCCCCUUCUGACCAGGCAGAGCAGGCACCGCCACAGGGUGAAGGUGCUCCCCGGGAGCAAGCAGGCCGGGUGUCGGAGAGCCCCAGCACCUCCUGCAGAAACAUGGGGCCACCAGAGCUGCUGUUGGAGAAGAGUGUCCCCAUGGGAGAAGCAGACCGCUCCCUGGAAGGCCGGCACAGCUCCAGGGAGGACCUGCGGAAAUCUGAGCUCCCAUCAGACUUGACAGCUCCUCCAAGGAGCAGCAGUCCCCCGCAGGCACAAUGCUCCUCCAGCAAGAAGACACCCUCAGCUUUGCCACUGUCUCCAGAUUCUGCGGGCACCAGCCAUCAGAUCCCCCAUCUGGAAGAGCUCCUCUCAGCCCUUGCUCGUUACUACAGGGCCAGCCAAGCUGCUGAAGACUUGGAGAAGCAGCUCAUGGAUCAAUGGCUGGAGCAGACCCCUGGCAAAGCGGGGCACCCAAGGACAGACCCACCAGCGGAGCUCCUUGGUGCCUUGCAGGGCCACAGCCAUAGAGGAGCAGAGCGGGGCAAGGGAAGCGCCCAGGGCAGAGCUGGCUCCAGGAAAGUCUGCCCCACAUUCAGCAAAGCCCCAUGCCAGGGCCAGAAGAGGGCUGCUGCUGGCCAGCAAUCGCAGUGGGUCCAUGUGUCUGGGUCCCCUGUACACAACGCUCUGUUUCAGCACAGGUGGCUUCUGCCGCGGCAUGCUCCCGCGUGACUCGAGCCCCCGUGAGAGCAGCCAGACACAGGAGUCCUGGGGCAGAGACACCACCUCUGCCAGGCAGCAGCUGCUGCAUGCUCGCCUUCAUCCCUGUUUGCUGCUAGAGUGCCUGCACCAAGCUGCGAGGCACAUGCAAGGCCCGAUGCGGCAGCAGCAGAAAGGAGAGGAGAGGUGAGGAGCCUCAA
Phalacrocorax carbo (great cormorant) is the source of this 2228-nucleotide messenger RNA. NCBI's taxonomy places the organism in Eukaryota, Metazoa, Chordata, Aves, Suliformes, Phalacrocoracidae. The record is from RefSeq and is a predicted model, not a curated record.